AUCGAACAUGAAUUUGGAAUCAGAGGCUGAUAAGCCAAAAACCAAACGAUUGAAAUCUGAAAACGAUUAUGGAAAGAAAUUAUGUAAGGAAGAAGAUAAUAUGCAAGAAAAUGCAGUUAAAGAUAUUGCUGAUGCAAAAGAAAUUUCUCUUCAAGAACAGGAAGAACAUGCUGAAUUAGUAGAUAAUAAUGAGGCAUCAGCAAUUGUUGAUAGUGACAAGGAGGCAUCAGCGAUUGUUGAUAGCGAUGACGAGUCGUUUACAUUUCCUCCUGACGAGGAUGUCUCAGACAUGCUGGAUGAAGUACAAUAUAGCGGUCGUUUUCCUACUGUUACUGAUCGUUAUUUUACCCCCUAUUACAAAAUGGAUGUACAAUCACUAGGAAAUGAUACAUGUAUAUGGAUUCAUAGCAAUCGUAUUUGUAUGCUGUCCUUGGCACCCAGUCAUGUCAUUUUGCAAGAUAACAAAGUUAUACAAAAAAUCGACUUUAAGGUUAGCGAUAAAUUAGAUAGAUCCUUGAACAAAGUCUCUGGUAAGAGUAAGCAUGGUGCGCAACCAUUGCAGACUAAUUCGAAUAUCUGUACUAUAUUAUGUGUGGAUGGACAAACAUAUGUUAUCAAAUGCUAUAUAGUCGGAAAAUUAGUCGAAGUUAAUGAGGCAUUGUCAGAAAACCCGCAACUUCUCAAGGAACUCCCACAUAAAGGUGGAUACUUGGCUAUAAUAUUACCGAAUAUAAAAUUUUUGGAAGAUUUCAAACAGUCUGUGUCAAUAUUAACUCAUGACAAAUAUAUUGAACAUAUUAAAGAAAAGGAAAGGAAGCAGCAAUAACAUAUGAAAGAAAAUUUUAAUU
Mycetomoellerius zeteki is the source of this 848-nucleotide messenger RNA. Its product is annotated as protein Simiate. The record is from RefSeq and is a predicted model, not a curated record. The coding region runs from base 8 to 826 and encodes 272 amino acids. Gene Ontology annotation, biological process: regulation of filopodium assembly; dendrite morphogenesis; regulation of actin filament polymerization. Lineage: Eukaryota; Metazoa; Arthropoda; Insecta; Hymenoptera; Formicidae. The transcript has a single exon. Gene Ontology annotation, molecular function: actin filament binding; actin monomer binding. Gene Ontology annotation, cellular component: filopodium tip; nucleus; lamellipodium.